AUGGCGGAAUAUCAGAACAAAGCGGCAUGGCUACCAGGCGUAGGGAAGCAGGUCGAAAUCGGUCCUGCCGACAUCCCCGAACCGGGCCCAGAGGAACUUCUCAUCGAGGUCAAAGUGGUCGCUGCCCAGCCAGCAGAAUACAAGAUCCAAGAGGGAACACUCCCGUAUCAGCUGAAUUACCCCACUAUUAUUGGAAUAUCAUUUUCUGGCGUGGUCGUCAAAGUUGGCACGGAGGUCAGCCGCUUCAAGAAGGGCGACCGCAUCGUCACCAACAGCGCGGGAAGUAUCCGCAACGAUCCCCGAUUUGGAGCAUACCAGAAAUAUGCGGUUACCACGCAAGAAAUGACAGCGAAGAUUGGACAAGUGUCCUUCGAAGCUGCGGUAUCCAUCUCCAGCCUGGCCUAUCCUGCCAGUGCACUUUUCAUACACCUGCACCUUGAGAAGCCAGCAGAACAUCCCAACCCCGAGAACAAGAACAAGAAGGUGCUUAUCUGGGGCGCUUCUUCUUCUUUCGGCGCCUAUGCAACCUAUCUGGCUGCUAGAGCAGGUUACACAGUAGUGGGCGUUGCGUCUUCCAAGAAUGCGCAGCUUGUAAAGUCCUUCGGUGCUGUGCACUUUGUCGACAGGAAAUCACCGACAGUAACGCAAGAGCUUAUAGAUAUAGGACCUUUCGAGACCGUCUUGGCAGCUGCGGACGCUGCCCAGGAUCAGUCUGUGUUGGGAGCUGUUCUGGCUGCGCACGGAGGGGGUUCUUUUCUGUCGACAAUGGGCUUGCGGCCGGGUGUGGAGCUGCCCACUGGAGUUCAAGGAAACUUUGUGGCGAUUAUGGAUGUCUACCUUGACCCCAAGACACGCGACUUUACCACGUGGGUGUGGUGGGAUUUCUUGGAAAGGGAGCUCGCGACUGGGCGCCUGCAGCCUGUGCCCGUUCAUGUUCUCGGUGGCCUGGAUAUGGUGCAAGAGGCGUGGAAUCUGCUCAAGGCGGGGAAAAUCCCCGCCCAAAGAUGGACACACCUCACCCACCGCCGUCUCCAAGCCCUCCCCUCAACACUCACAUCCAACAACACGCUCCUCGCCGCCCCUCUACCUACUUACCUGACAACACCAAUCUUGCCCCGCUUCAAAGACUUGGGCAUCUUCCAGCACACGCCGCAUGGCCAACCGAAUCACGUUCUUGUCAAUGAGUAUAAGCCCGGUGAGGGCAUUAUGCCGCAUGAAGACGGUGGAGCGUACGCCGAGGUCGUUGCGACGGUUAGUCUGGGAGGGGGGUUGUGCUUGGACGUAAUGGAGAAGGGUGGGGAUGAGGGAGAGAACGAAGAUGGCGGAGAUGAACAUCACUCUCAGUCUCUGAACGCAGACGCAGACGGAGAAGAGCAGGAAACCAAAGAAAACAAACUCACCCUUCCAACCCGCAUCUUCCAGGAACCCCGCUCCCUACUCAUCACCACGGGGCGAGCCUACAGGGAGCUUAUGCAUGGAAUCUCUUCUAUCAACAUCGAUGAAGAUUUGAACGCCGAGACGGUGGCGAAUUGGAAGUUGUUGAGUGAAGAAGGCAGGAAAGGGGUUGAAGAGGAUAGCGGCAGGAAUGUGAGGGGGACGAGGGUGAGUCUGACGUAUAGGGACGUGAUCAAGGUUAGUAGGGCGGCGAGUAGGGUUUUGGGGGGGAUGGGCAGGCGGUAG
Messenger RNA from Alternaria viburni, 1680 nucleotides. RefSeq lists its product as uncharacterized. The transcript has 5 exons. Bases 1 to 1680 code for a protein of 559 amino acids. NCBI's taxonomy places the organism in Eukaryota, Fungi, Ascomycota, Dothideomycetes, Pleosporales, Pleosporaceae. Gene Ontology annotation, molecular function: oxidoreductase activity, acting on NAD(P)H. The record is from RefSeq and is a predicted model, not a curated record.